GGUCUAUGCAAUUAUUUUGUACACAUGUUCCAAACAUAAUAUUCAUUACACACAUAACCAACCUUACAUAACCAAACAAUACAAAUCCAUAAAAAUGGUCACAUCACAUAAAAAAGUAAUCUAUUGUCAUUCAGAUAAAUGCUCUUCCCACUGGUCCUCUGUAAGCAGCCGUUAAAAAAUAAAUUAUUAAAAAUGAAAUGGAUGAGUCCCAAUCAGUUAGCCAAGCAUCAAUGGCAUCGGAAACAAUAUUGGUAUCGGAUGUCAAGCCUGUAACUGGAGAGGAAGAAAUAUAUUCGGUUGAAGUUUUUCCUGGCAACGGAGACGAAACUUCUGUCCAAUUGAAGUUUACUAAACCAAACCUGAUAGAUUCUGGAACAUUCGGGUUCGUAUCAUUGACUACUCUAGUUAAUUCCAAUGAAGCCGCAGCUAUCAAAACCGUAUUCCUUGAAAACCAAGUUGCCAACAGAGAAUUGGAAAUCAUGAAAACUAUUCGUCAUUGUAAUAUUAUAGAACUGAAAUAUUAUUUCUUUGAAAAAUAUCAAGAUAAAAUAAAGAUGAAUUUAAUUUUGGAAUAUUUACCGCAAACACUGUACAAAAUACUUAAGCAUUACCAAAGGUACAAAAUGAAAUUACAUCCAACAUACACCAAAGUUAUCAUGUAUCAGUUGCUAAAGGUGUUGAAUUAUUUACACUCUCUUGGCAUUUGUCAUAGGGAUAUUAAACCCCAAAACCUACUUCUGAAUUACGCUACAGGAGAAUUGAAAUUAUGCGAUUUUGGAUCAGCCAAGAAACUAAUUGAAGGAGAAAGAAAUGUUUCUUAUGUGUGCUCAAGAUAUUACAGAGCGCCAGAAUUGUUGUUUGGGUCUGUUUAUUACACAACGAAAGUAGAUGUAUGGAGUGCUGGUUGCAUAUUCGCUGAGCUUCUCUUUGGUAGAGUAUUUUUUUUGGCAAAUUCAACUCUCGAAAUGCUUGUGGAAAUAAUUAAAGUUCUAGGCACACCAACACAAGGUGAAAUCCGUAAAAUGAAUCCUAAAGCGCCGAAAUUUGAUUUACCAAAAGUGAAACCAAGAAAGAUGAGCUUAAAUAUCAAAAAUAGUACCCCAUCAGAUGCUGCAGACCUCCUGUCUCAGAUUCUGGUUUGGGAACCUGAAAUGAGAAUAGCACCCAUCUAUGCCUGUUGCCACCGCUUCUUUGACCAACUGAGAGACCCCUGCACCAAGCUACCUGAUGGUAGCUCUUUACCUUCAUUGCUCUUUUACAUGACAGAGCAGGAAAUCUCUAUUCAACCUGAUUUAAGAAGUAUCUUGGUUCCACAAUAUUCGUAUGACACUCCCUCGACUGAAAGAAUCACUCCUUGUGCUAAUAGUUCUUGUGACAAACCCUAAUAUUGAUUUUAUUACCAUAGCUGAAGAACAUCACAUCUGCGAUACAUGCUAGCAGUCUAAAAAAGUUUCUUUCCUUCAAACAUUAUGUAACAUGAAAUAUUGAGCACCACAUAUAGGUUAUUUUUAAUUGUAGUUAUGUUUUAACCAACUAUUUUAAUCGAUUAAAAUAUUAAUGAAGAUUAGGGAUUAGCAUACCUUAAGAUACCAAAUCAAACUAAGAACUGUUUCAUUGGCUACUUUUAACUUUAACUAUGAUUUUAUUUAGUCUAUAUAAAUCUACAUGACAAAAAAAAGGUUCAAUAUAUUUUAAUUGUAUAGGAAUAAAUUAUAUAAUUACUCUCAAUAAAUUAAAAUUAUCUAAAAGGAAGAAAAAUGGUCAAAAUGUGCAGUCAAAAAAUUAUGUUUAUGUAUGGUGCUUGCCAAAAAAAAACAUUGGAAAACUCAAUAAAAAUAAUUUUUUAACUGAGCAGUCUCCUGACCAUUUUUCUUCUUUACAAUUUCAACAGUCAACUGCAUAUCCAUCUCUAAAGUUAUUUUUCUGUUUGAGAUUUGCUAGAUAUAAAAAAAAAAGUAUGAUUGUAGGAGUACUAGUGUAAUAAAUGUAAUUUUUAUGUAUUAUGCUAUAAAUAUUUUCAGCUCUAAACUAUAUGUCAUUUUAAAUUAUAACUAAAUAAGCUUUGACUAAUUAAGAAAUAUGAAGGAGCAAAUAUAAUUGUUUAUCAAGAUGAUUACUAAAUUAUUAAAAUGUAUGAACAAAAUUAAGAAACAAUAUUCUGUGGUGUGUAUUUACUUUUAACAUGACAUAGAAAAUAUAAAUUUUUUUUCAUAAUCAAUUCAGAAAUAAACCAUAUAGGUAUAUGAAAAAUUUAACAAUAAAUGAGUUUAUUAUUCC
Molecule: messenger RNA, 2277 nt
Organism: Nezara viridula (southern green stink bug)
Lineage: Eukaryota; Metazoa; Arthropoda; Insecta; Hemiptera; Pentatomidae
Source: the annotation of a GenBank genome assembly